AUGAUUUCAAGUUGGAUUGAUUCUUACAGAUAAAUUUUAUUUUAAUAAUUUUAUUAUAUUAUGGUGCCUUAGCAGUAUUGGAAAUUAAUUGGUGAAAAUGGAAAAAGAUACUAGUGAUUUCAUAUUGCCGCCAGCCCCAAGGGGCUUAUGUUUUGACCGCAAUGAUUUUGUCAAGACUAACUUUUUGGUAGACAACUUUUUGGCAGACCACAAUGAGGUAGCCUCAUUAGAAACUAUGAGAGAUGACCUAGGUGUUUACUUAAAAGUUCUUAGAUUAGCCAUGAUAGAGCUCAUCAACAAAGAUUAUGCUAACUUUGUUAAUUUGUGUGCAACUUUGAUAGGCUUCGACAAAGCCAUUUUAAAAAUUCAAGCGCCUCUAAGCCAAUUAAAUGAAGAAGUAUUGAGUGUGAAACAGUCACUUGAAAAUGCUAUGAAGGAAUUAUCAAUGUGGUUAAAUCAAAGGCACACACUUAUGAAAAAUAAACAAUUGUUGAGAUAUUAUAGUCACACCAAAAAAUGUCUUAACAUAUUAGACACCAUACUUACAGAUAUUUCCAAGAAAAGAAUCCAGGAGCAAAUUGUUAUUGUUGACAGAGCGGCCAUGCAAUACAAUCAGCUUAAGUUUUCAGUUUCAAAAUGUGAAAGUAUCAUUAAGCCAGAACAAAAUAAAAAGUAUAACGAAGUUGGUGGGAAACUGGUAAACAUACUGAAUGAACUAAUGUUUAAAUUCUGGAAUGAUAAUAAUGAAGACAAUUUACUGAAGACAUUAAUAAUUCUGACCUCAUUAGACCGAGUUUCUGAAACUGAAAUGCUAAUAAGGAAACAAGCCAUUGCACCUUUACUACAAGACAUAAUAAAUGAACCAGCUCUACAAAAAAGUAAAGAUGGUCUAGAGGGAAUUUACAAAAAGAUCAUGUCAGUACUUGACCAUGAACUAAAAUUGCUUGUGAUAGUAACACAACAUUCCAAGCUUACGAAUCUUUCAAAAAAAUAUAGAUUUUUAGUCAAUUGUUUUUGGUGUGAAGUAGAAAAUCGCCUUGAGGUUAAUAUGGCCUCAAUUUUUGCACCCGGAAAUCCUCAGUUAUUCUAUAAGAGAUACAAAGAGAGUAUGCAUUUUGUUAAAAAAAUUGAAGAGCUCUGUGACAAGAAUGAGUCUGUUUAUUUGUUGCGGCAAACUGUAGAGUAUAAAAACUUUUUGAGGAGAUGGAAUCUUCCUGUAUACUUUCAGAUCAGAUUUCAAGAAAUUGCUGGUGGCUUUGAGUCGUGUUUGAAAGGUGCACCAACAACUCAGAACAAUUCUGACUUCAUCCUGGCAGAAACACUUAAAUGUUGGAACAGUUUGCAGGAUUGUUGGUCUGAUGGUAUUUUUUUAGAGGCACUAGCACAUAAGUUUUGGAAGUUAUCCCUUCAAUUAUUGUCAAGAUAUGCAACAUGGGUGACUAGCAUAUGCUCCCAACGAAAUAGUCAAGUAAGAUUAGAAUCUACAUCUGUAAAUAAAAAUUUGCUGGAAACCUGUAUAAACCUUUACAUGGAUAUUGAAAAAUUAAUAAAAAGUUUGCCGAAGUUUUUGGAUCAUGUUCAGAAUAAAAUGUCAAAUGACAGAAAGAAAAUAAUAAUAAGGGAAAGUAUCAAACCCACUGAAAAUAUGCUGCAGAGCACAAAAAUUAAAAUAAAUCAAUGUAUUGUUGAUGAGUUGUAUGAUCAUUUCAACAUGCAACUAAAACAAGUUAGUGACAUACCUCGACUGUAUAGAAAAACAAAUAGAAGCAUUCCUACCAAGCCUUGUACAUAUAUUGAUGUUAUAGCUAAAGCUUUAGAUGAAUUUGAUAGGGAUACCUCAAAGAAAUUAGACAGACCUUUUCUUACUGGUGUUUACCAGUCAUUAUUUGCAGAAAUGACAAAUUCCUACUAUAAAUAUGUGGAAGAUGUCUUGACCUCAGUUCAAAAAACUGAGGAAUCCCUGAGAAGACUUAAACAAAUUCGUGAAAGGUCAUCACAGCAGUCCCAAGAUGUUACAGGUGUAACUGAUGGGGACAAAAUUCGUCUGCAGCUUCAUGUGGAUGUUGUAUCAUAUGCCAACAAAGCCCAGUCACUACACAUCAACAAGGAGAAUGUGGGAAAGUUAACAGAUCUGUUAACAUUGGUUACAGAUGCUGUAAAAACUGUAGAUAUUAAAUGAUAUAUCCAGUUGUA
Aricia agestis (brown argus) is the source of this 2193-nucleotide messenger RNA. It is a transcript of the gene Cog2, whose product is annotated as conserved oligomeric Golgi complex subunit 2. The record is from RefSeq and is a predicted model, not a curated record. The transcript has 6 exons. Lineage: Eukaryota; Metazoa; Arthropoda; Insecta; Lepidoptera; Lycaenidae. Gene Ontology annotation, biological process: protein transport; Golgi organization; intra-Golgi vesicle-mediated transport. Bases 98 to 2179 code for a protein of 693 amino acids. Gene Ontology annotation, cellular component: membrane; COG complex.